AUGGGGGCCGCCGUAGCCGACGGAGAGCUGUCGAGGUCCGCCAUCGUGUCGGACAGGGCGAGAGGGCGCCAUCUUCUCACGAUCCACGGCUACUCCGAUACCAGAAUCACCGCUCCCACCGGAAAGUGCGUCAAAUCCAGACCCUUCACCAUCGGCGGCCAUCGCUGGCGCAUCGGGUACUACCCCAACGGCCUCAGCUCGGCGGUCGAGGAUUACGUAUCCCUCUCGCUGGUGCUAGACGAAGAUGUCGCGGUGGUUGUGAAGGCCCAUUUCGCUUUCUGCCUCGCCGGCGACAGGGACGAGUGCGAGGAGGAGUUGUGGCAGGAGUUGAGCCUCACAUGGUCAUCGGUGAAGGACUUCGCUUCCUGGAGCGGCUGGGAGCACCCGAAGUUCAUCAAAAGUUGCGACCUGCGGAGCUCCAAGCAUCUCAGGAACGAUUCCUUCAUCAUCCGGUGCGACAUCAUCGUCUUCCAUGAUUGCCGCGCGGUGGAUGACGCGGCGGCCUUCGUCUCCGUGCCCCCAUGCGACCUGCGUAAGAUCGUCUGCACACAUCGGUGCGUGCUCGCUGCCCGCUCUCCGGUGUUUGCCGCCGAGCUCUUCGGACCCAUGAAGGAGGGCAAUGUCGAAGGUGUCGUUCGCGUAGAAGACAUUGAGCCAGAUCUGUUCAAGGCUUUGCUUCAUUUCUCAUACACCGGCGCAUUGCCAGAGACGAGCAACAAGAAGGAAGACGAAUACACUGUGUACCAGCACCUGCUCGUUGCGGCGGACAGGUACGACAUGGGGCGGCUGAAGCUGAUCUGCGAGGAGAAGCUGUGCAACUACAUUGAGGUCAGCACUGUGGCGAACAUCUUGGCGCUAGCCGAGCAGCACCGCUGUGAGGGGCUGAAGAAGGCAUGCCUAGAAUUUCUCACUGCUCCGAAUAAUGUGAGGGCUCUCGUAGCCACGGACGGCUUCAAGCAUCUGAGCACGAGCUGCCCUUCUAUUAUGGUUGCGCUCAUGGCCAUGUUGCGUAUUAGUUGA
This is a messenger RNA of Triticum aestivum (bread wheat), 1020 nucleotides long. Its product is annotated as BTB/POZ and MATH domain-containing protein 1-like. The transcript has 2 exons. Lineage: Eukaryota; Viridiplantae; Streptophyta; Magnoliopsida; Poales; Poaceae. Bases 1 to 1020 code for a protein of 339 amino acids. The record is from RefSeq and is a predicted model, not a curated record. Gene Ontology annotation, molecular function: protein binding. Gene Ontology annotation, biological process: protein ubiquitination.